This is a messenger RNA of Vespula vulgaris, 3522 nucleotides long. Its product is annotated as glutamate receptor 3-like. Gene Ontology annotation, cellular component: membrane. The record is from RefSeq and is a predicted model, not a curated record. Bases 771 to 2597 code for a protein of 608 amino acids. The transcript has 8 exons. Lineage: Eukaryota; Metazoa; Arthropoda; Insecta; Hymenoptera; Vespidae. Gene Ontology annotation, molecular function: glutamate-gated receptor activity.
UAAACUUAGUAUCUAAAAGAAGGCUAUUUGCAUUUCUUCGUUUUUUUUUUGACUGAUAUUUAAGAAUUAUAGGUAUCCAUGUAAUGUACUUUAAAACUUGUAAUUUACUCUAUUAGUUUCAUCGCCAGUAAUUUGUCAUUUAGGUCACAUAAAGAUGAAAAGAGCUCAUGGAAGUGAUCAUUAUUUUUCAUAUUUUUCUUCUCUUAUAUUUUAUCAUAUAGGAUCAAUGCAUUCAAUAGCUAAUGCGUAACUGCAUGAAUAAUUUAAAGGAACAACGAAGAUCUCAUCGUUCGUACUAUUUAUCUACAGUAUGGAUGUAUUUCCUUGAACGCAAGUUCUGCGCUCAAUGAAAAUAACACAAUUUAAAUUACUUUUGUAUGGGUGUGUGUGUGUAUUUUCUAACAACGGAUAUAAAUAAACAUAAAUUUAUCCGUAUCAGUAUAUAUUUUGUACGAGUGUAUUAACACAUCAAAGAUAUAAAAGCAAUAAAAGAAUCAAAAAGGGAAAAAAUAUUUACUGAUUGAGCCAUAAUAAAUCUAUUCCCGUAAAGAUAAAAUCAGUUUCUCCGUACUAAUAUGCACACGAACAUCGCGUGACUUCCGACCUGCACGAUAAUCAUAACAGCCGACAUGAUAAUAAACCAUUCAAUAGGUUAAACAUCUAGUCUCGAGUAAUCUGCCUUAGCUGUCGAAUAGAAAAUUUUUCAAGUUCUUUAAUAUUUGUUGAUUAGUUCAAAUUGAAAAGUAGUACAGAAAUUAAUCAAUCUAUAGAUGCAAAAAAUGACAUUGAUUGUGCCAUUGGAAGUACUGUCUAUUCUUUUUCUCUUUCUUCCAAAGAUUACAAGUUUAUCCGAAUUUCACACUGUCGAUGUCGAACAAACUCCUUUUAUUAUAGAUAUUUGCAAAUUCUAUGGACCGAAAUCUAUAAUAUUUUUAUACACCAAAUCGAUAAAAGAAAUGGAAAUGACAACGACCAUUUUUAAAUGGAGACGGGCACUUUCUCGUGAAGGAGUUGCAAGCACGAAUUUGUACUUCUCACAACUGCAAGAAUCAUCUUACUACUUAAAACAAUCUAUACGACCGUAUUACAUAGCACUCAUCUCUAAUCCCACCGCGAUCAAUGAGUUCUCUUUAGCAACAAGUACCUUUGACAUGUCUUCAGCUGUAUGGCUAGCGAUAUUCAUUUACAAGGAAAAUGAUACCGAUUAUUGUCACAAUCCAUCAGGUAAUAUAUUUCAUUUAAAAUUUAACACCGAAAUGAUGGUCCGUUGUGGUACGGAAAAUAUUGUACGAGAAUGGUACUCGAUCGAUACUAAUCAAAUCGAGAUCAAUGAUGUAGGAACUUGGAGCUUAGAGGGAGGAAUCACUAAAAUAGUUCCAGAUUUUCUUUACAAAAGAAGAUGUAAUUUACGGGGUUUAAUCAUGAGAGCUGUUGUAGUUAAGGGUUCACAAUUCGCAAUUAAAAAAAAGAAUGGCGAAAUAGACGGUAUAUUCGGUAGAAUAUUAACAGCACUUUGUGAGACUCUGAAUUUUAGAUUCAAAAUUGUCUCUGAAGUAGAAGAAUAUGGAGAAUGGAAUCCGGAAGAAAAAACUUGGUCCGGAGGAAUUGCAGAAUUAUAUAAUGGACGUGCUGACAUUUUUAUUUCAGAUUUUAUUAUAUCCAAAAAGACAUUGAAUGACGUGGACUUCACGCUUCCUCUUUUGAAUUUCAGACAUAUUCUCGUUAUUCGAGAACCUGAAAAUUUAGUGAUUCAAUGGUCAUCUCACUUUUCAACAUUUACGUGUUCUGUCUGGUUUUCUGUGUUUGGAAUAUUAAUUUUUUCAUCCAUUUUCCUUGUCUUACUCAAAAUAAAAUAUGGAACCGGUCACAAAAUAGGAUAUUUACUGAUCGAUAAUUUAUUGGAGAUUUGGGGUAUAUUUUGUCAACAGGGACUUGUUGGUAUCUCUCAUAAAUUUUCCUUACGAAUAGCGUACUUUUCUAUAUUUCUCUUGGUUUUUGUCUUUUGGGCUGCCUAUUCAGCUGCUUUGAUAAGUUUUUUAACGUCCGAAAAUCACGUCUUACCAUUUCAUUCAUUAGAGACCUUCGUUGAAGACGGUACUUAUCACCUUAUCCCUACUCAUGGUACAGCUUUUUUUGAUAAGUUUGCAAAUUCGAAAGAUCCGGUUGCUGAGAAGGUAUUGAAGUUGACGCUAACAAAUGAAAAAUUACCCAUUACCGAACUUGAAGGAUUUAAAAGAAUUUGUAAAAAUCGGAAACUAGCAAUUUACACAAAUGAUCAAGCGGACAGAAAAAGUAAUAUGAAACUACCAUGCAAUGUAGUUCGUAUUGAAACAGGACAUAAAAACAGUUUUGCUAUGGUUUUAUCUAAAUACAAUCCAUUUACGGACAUCAUCAAUUUUCAGUUGCAGAAAUUUAUCAACAAUGGUAUGAUGAAUCGGUUAAAGGAUACGUCAUUUAAAAUGAAAUCCAAUCAUAUGAUUAAGCAUCAACCAGUUCCCCUAAUCAGCGUUUUAUCUCUCAUUCUCUUCUUCUCAAUCGGUAUUGUUUUGAGUACUUGCAUUCUGAUCAUAGAAAAGUGUAUUUUCUUUCGUAAAUGAAAGAAUAUUUCUCUGGAAAUUUCUAUCCUGUUCAUUAAAUUCUUGGUAUUUUAUGUAAAAAGGAAGAAAAAUAUUAGAAAUUUUGCAAAAGAUUACGCAGAUAAAAAAUGUGCACAUGUAAGGUUCACAUCUAUAAAUAGCUAUAAAAUUCGCUCUAAGGAAUUUUAAUAUCCUAGUUAUAAGUUCAUACACUAAUAGGAACACGUUUAUGCAUUUAACCUUUGACCUAACGUAGUACAAUUUAAAAUUAAAACAGAACUUUUUUAUUAUAUUAUAUGUGUAGACGUAUACAACACAUAUUUCAUAUUUAUUGAUUGUACUUGCACAUAUUUGAAUUGUUUCGAACUGCUUCGAUUUUUCGUACUUGCGCAGAAUAUGAUAUGGCUAGAUAUUUCAUUAUCGUAAAACACAUUUCGUUUUUCAUGUAUUGUGUAUGAACCAUGCUUAAGUGGUGUAUUUAAUUGAAUUAAAUUUCCACUAAAUUUUUAAUAAACAUAAUUUACUAUCUAGUUGAAGGCAAUUGUGACAAAUUUCCCAAGAUGACAAUCACAUUGAAUGAAUCCGUUAUAUAAACAAACGCAUACACAGAUUUACCUUGAUACAUAUUAUAUAUUAUAUAUUAGUAUAUAUUUAUAUAUAUUAUGUAAAAAAAAUAUGACAAUAUAUACUAAUAAUAUAUAAACAUAUUCUUAAUCACUAUAAAAUUCUUUUACGAUGAGAUCGUGAUCGAGCUUGAGGAAUAACUAGAAUAUAAUAUUUAUAUAAAUAUUCAUACGAAUAUAACUGGGAAUGCAGUACCACUUUCGAAAAUACGACGAUGCAAAUGCUGCAAUCAAAAGUUUUGUUUACUUGUUACUUUAGUAUGUAUAUUCAACAACUUUUCAAUAAAAUUGCUGCAUCUGUUUAAUGACUUAUAGUCAUAUAA